This is a messenger RNA of Sinocyclocheilus grahami, 621 nucleotides long. RefSeq names its product carbonic anhydrase-related protein 10-like. Lineage: Eukaryota; Metazoa; Chordata; Actinopteri; Cypriniformes; Cyprinidae. The record is from RefSeq and is a predicted model, not a curated record. The coding region runs from base 100 to 372 and encodes 90 amino acids. The transcript is spliced from 4 exons.
UUGAAGGCACAAGACUUGUAUGAUGCAUACCUGCUCUCUGGGCUAAACAUUGAGGAGGUUUAUCCAGAGACGGCAAGUUUUAUCACUUACGAAGGGUCUAUGACAAUCCCACCGUGCUACGAGACCGCAACGUGGAUUCUGAUGAACAAGCCAAUUUACGUCACAAAGAUGCAGAUGCACUCCAUGCGACUGCUAAGUCAGAACCAGCCCUCGCAGAUAUUCCUCAGCAUGAGUGACAACGUGCGCCCGGUACAGCCUCUGAACAACCGCUGUAUCCGCACCAACAUCAACUUCAGCAUGCAGGGCAAGGACUGCCCCAACAACAGGGCACAGAAGUUGCAAUACCGAGUGAACGAAUGGCUGCUGAAAUAGAGCCAGGAUGUGGACCAGCCCAAGAACACUAACAUGAAAAAGAAUGAAGAGGAAGGCUCGUGGAUCAGUACAGAAUGAAGACUGACAUAUGUCCUGCCAGAUAAAAUCAUGACGUUGUAAAGAAAAAAACAAACCCCAGCAAGAAGAGACUUUGCACUCUUGGCAAAGUAAUCCAAUUUCAUACAUCCAAUCAAAACUAGUGACAUACAGUUAUAACUACACAAAUGUUUUGAUACCUUUUUUUUGGGG